AUGGGCCGCUCCUUCACCCUCUCCCUGGCCGUAUUCGCAGCCACGGGGUCCUUCCUGUUCGGCUAUGACAGCGGUGUAAUGACCGACGUGAUCGAAUCACCGAAUUUUCUCAAGUUUUUCAACACCACCCAGACCUCCGUCAUUAUCGGAGCCAUUAACAGCACCUUUUCGGGGGGAGCCUGCAUUGGCUCCCUCCAGGGAGGCCUGACGAUGGAUCGCUUCGGACGAAGGUUCACCAUCCAGAUGGGCGCCUUCAUCUGUCUCGUCGGCGCUAUCCUCCAGUCCUCCGCCAAGAAUCUGGCCAUGAUCCUCGUGGGUCGCAUCCUGGCUGGAUGGGCCGUGGGGCUCAUGUCGAUGUCCGUGCCGGUCUACCAAGCUGAAGUUGCCCAUCCUCGCUCCCGGGGGUUGAUUGUCGGACUGGCUCAGCAGAUGGUCGGCAUCGGAUACAUUGUCAGCACAUGGGUCGGCUACGGGUCCCUUCAUGCCCCCGAAACCAGCCAGUUUCAGUGGCGAUUCCCACUCGCCUUCCAGGCUGUCCCCGCCCUGCUGCUGGCCAUCGGCAUGUUCUUCAUGCCGGAAUCCCCCCGUUACCUGGUCGAAAAGGGCCAGUACGACGAGGCGAUGCGCAUCCUCCGCAAGUUGCACUUCGACGGCACCAACGAAGACUGGAUCCAAACCGAGUACACCGAGAUUAGAACCACGAUCGAGGCCGAGAAAGCCCUCACCGCACCAGGAUGGUUGAUCAUGUUCCAAGUCCCACAAUGGCGGACCCGACUACUCCACGGCGUCCUCGUCCAAGUCUUCACCCAAAUGACCGGCGUCAACGUCAUCGGCUACUACCAAACAAUCAUGUACAAUGCGCUCGGCAUCACCGGCAACCGAAAUACCCUGGUUGCCGGCAUCUACAACUGCGUCGGCCCCAUCACCAACUUCAUCUUCAUCGUGUUUCUGCUCGACCGGGUCGGCCGCCGAAGGCCUAUGAUGUUCGGGACAGUCGCCAUCGCCAUCGCCCUGAUCUGCGAGGCGGCUCUGUACUCACAGAACCUGGACGGGAUGAGACGGGGAUACAGUAUCGGGGAGGUCUACAUGGCGGAAGUGAUGCCCAUGCAGAUCCGCGGACGGGGCAACGCCUUCGCAACAGGCAUCGGGAACUGGGCCGUCAGUACCCUCUGGAGCCAGGUCUCGCCCAUCGCACUGGCCAAGAUCCAGUAUAAAUUCUAUAUCAUCUUCGCGGUGUGGAAUUUAUUCAUCACGCUGCCUACGAUCUACUUCUUCUUCAAGGAGACGAACCAGAAGUCCCUGGAGGAGAUUGACCUGCUGUUCGGGGGGCGGGCGCUGGGCAUGUUGCCUGAGGAUGUGGCGAAGUCGGGGUCAGGGUCUGGGGAGACGGAGACAGAGAAGUGCCAAUUAUUUUACUAA
Aspergillus heteromorphus CBS 117.55 is the source of this 1419-nucleotide messenger RNA. Its product is annotated as general substrate transporter. The record is from RefSeq and is a predicted model, not a curated record. Lineage: Eukaryota; Fungi; Ascomycota; Eurotiomycetes; Eurotiales; Aspergillaceae. Gene Ontology annotation, molecular function: carbohydrate:proton symporter activity. Gene Ontology annotation, cellular component: membrane. The transcript is spliced from 7 exons. Bases 1 to 1419 code for a protein of 472 amino acids. Gene Ontology annotation, biological process: transmembrane transport; carbohydrate transport.